AGUGACCCCAAGUUCAAGGUAGUGACACGCGUGUAAGCAAAUGAGUUCACAAACUGUGCUCGGUCACAUUACGUGCAAUAUCCAUCGUACCGACACCGAUCCUCACCUGUAGCUGAUCUGCAGACGACGCAACACGUACUUCAACAUGGCACGUGCAAUGGCUCAGUGUUUCCGGACCAUCCAAAACCUGACGGUCGUCACGAUUGCCAAAAUGUCUCCCCACGUCAAGAAACACAGAAUGAGCUUUGUGAGUUUUGUGAUCGGAGGAACGGCCUACUACCAGCUGAGAGGCACCACUACGGCUUAUGCCAAGUCUGUGGAUAGCAAGAGUGAGCGACAAAUGUGGAUGGCGGAACCAAUCACAGAGAUGGACGAUCUACAGAAGAAUUCUGGUGACAUGAAAAUGAGGAUGGAGAAGAUGAUAAUGAGAAUACAGGGUGAAGUUUGUCGAGCUUUGGAGGAGGCAGAUGGAGAGAAGAAAUUCCUGGUGGAUAGAUGGAAGAGGAAAGAGGGAGGCGGUGGCAUCACUUGUGUCAUGCAGGACGCCACAGUGUUUGAGAAGGCUGGCGUUAAUAUCUCCGUCGUCCAUGGCAACCUCCCCCCUGGUGCCGUCCAACAGAUGAGAACAAGGGGUAAGAAGCUGGAAGGAACCUCACUCCCAUUCUUUGCUGCCGGCAUCAGUGCAGUGAUUCAUCCAAAAAAUCCCCAUAUUCCCACGAUCCACUUUAACUACCGGUACUUCGAGGUGGAGACCAAAGAUGGCAAACAGUGGUGGUAUGGCGGUGGAACGGAUCUCACACCCAACUUCCUGGUAGAAGAGGAUGUGAAAAACUUCCAUCAGACGUUGAAGUCCGCGUGCGACAAACACAACAAGGCGUACUACCCUCGCUUCAAGAAAUGGUGUGACGACUACUUCUUCAUCAAACACAGAGGUGAAUGUCGAGGUGUUGGGGGUAUUUUUUUUGACGAUGUGGAUGAGCCCAGUCAUGAGGAAGCCUUCAAAUUUGUCACAUCCUGUGCGGAAGCUGUGGUGCCGUCGUAUCUGCCAAUCGUCUUGAAACACAAACAUGAUGGCUACAGCUAUGAUGAAAGAAAAUGGCAGUUACUGAGGCGAGGCCGAUAUGUGGAGUUUAACUUGAUCUACGAUCGUGGCACCAAGUUUGGCCUAUACACACCCGGCGCCAGAUAUGAGAGCAUCCUCAUGUCCCUGCCAUUAAAUGCUAGGUGGGAGUACUGCCAUUCUCCCACUCCGGGGUCCCGCGAACAGCAGCUGAUGGACGUCCUCAAGAAGCCCCGUGAUUGGCUGUCAGCGUAGACACGUCCUGUCAUAUUUUGACCAUACCCACAAACGGAUAAAUGACAGCUGAAUGGAUGGAUGGAUGGAUGGAGAGACACACAAUUCUCAUAAUAUUCAUCAAUAUUUGUAUAUAUGUACGCCUAACAACACAGUCCAAAUAAUAACAUAGGAUUGGUUUGAUAUCAGUCAAUAUAAAACAUAAGUCAAUUUGUGUUUCAUUUUAUUUGCAUCCCUAAAAUUUGUUUCACAUCUGUAACUAGUCAUCAGAAAAACUUAUUAUAACAUAUAUUGAACAAAAUUAAUAGUUUUAUUUAUCCACCAGUGAGUGAUUGCUGUUUUAAUGCUGAAGUCAGCAAUAUUCUGGUUGUAACCAAGUGAAAUCCUGCGUCUUAUACACAUAAAAAAUGCAAAUGGACACAAAAGAAAUACAGAAUGCAUCGACUUUAAGGCAGAAAAUUUGUAUGCAUGUUUAGGAAUGAAUACUGCUCUUUCAUAAUUUGAUACCACGUAACGUUAAUUUCAGUAUGUUAUCAUUUAAAGAAGUCAAUACGGGGUGGUCAGGUAGCCUAGUGGUUAAAGCGUUCGCUCGUCACGCCGAAGACCCGGGUUCGAUUCUCGACAUGGGUACAAUGUGUGAAGACCAUUUCUGGUGUCCCUCGACGUGAUAUUGCUGGAAUAUUGCUAAAAGCGGCGUAAAGCCAUACUCACUCACUCACUCAUAAAAGAAGUCAAAAGCUUCAUGAUCUGGUGCUAGCACUCGUAGUUUAAGUGGAAUUUCAAAGCCAUUUUAAACCUUUGGCCUCUGUGUGUGCUUCAAGGCAUGGCAAAAUAACAAGAUUUGUGAAUGUUUUUCAGCAGAGCAAGUUCGAGUACAUCUGCAAAGCAUGAGUAAUACUUACAUAUGA
This is a messenger RNA of Haliotis rufescens (red abalone), 2202 nucleotides long. Its product is annotated as oxygen-dependent coproporphyrinogen-III oxidase-like. Gene Ontology annotation, molecular function: coproporphyrinogen oxidase activity. Gene Ontology annotation, cellular component: mitochondrial intermembrane space; cytoplasm. The coding region runs from base 146 to 1315 and encodes 389 amino acids. NCBI's taxonomy places the organism in Eukaryota, Metazoa, Mollusca, Gastropoda, Lepetellida, Haliotidae. The record is from RefSeq and is a predicted model, not a curated record. The transcript has 14 exons.